This is a messenger RNA of Fraxinus pennsylvanica, 651 nucleotides long. The record is from the annotation of a GenBank genome assembly. NCBI's taxonomy places the organism in Eukaryota, Viridiplantae, Streptophyta, Magnoliopsida, Lamiales, Oleaceae.
AUGAAAGGAGCAUCAGGUGAAGGAGGACUGACCCUCGAAGAGCUCAAGGAAAAAAUGGCAUUUUUUGCAAAGGAAAGAGACUGGGAUCAGCUCCGUAGUCCUAGAAAUCUGCUUCUGGCUCUGUGGAAAGGUGAGGUCCGAAGAGGCCUGCCUGAUUGGGACGAACAAGAGAAAUUGCAUUUAGGUGAAGAAUUAUCAGAUGUUCUUCUUUACCUUGUUAGGUUAUCAGACAUUUGUGGCAUUGAUCUUGAUAAAGCUGCCCUUAGAAAGAUUGAACUCAAUGCAAUAAAAUACCCCAUUAGCCUUUGCAAAGGCUCUUCUCAGAAGCAUAACCAAAUCAAGACUAGUCCCGGAACCGUCCCCGACGAUGCUGCCACCACCAUAGCUCGCGCUGCUGCCGGCUUCAAAGACGGGCGAAUCGUCGGCCAGAAAAGAGUGAUGCAGCGCCGACGAGAUUUCUAUCUGUUUUGGUGGUGGUUGACAGUGGCAGAUCUGAUGGUUGAGGCCGAUGUGAAGUGGUUUUUGUGGUUUGAGUUUCUCUGUUGGCGGUGCGGUGCUCGUUGCGAUGGUGGUUUUGAUGUCGAUGGUGGUGGCAACGUUACUGGUUGUGGUUGGUGCUUUAGUGGCGGGAUGGGGCAUGGGUGCUGUUGA